Messenger RNA from Vombatus ursinus (common wombat), 282 nucleotides. Its product is annotated as chloride channel protein ClC-Kb-like. Gene Ontology annotation, biological process: chloride transport; transmembrane transport. The annotation marks the transcript as partial. The transcript is spliced from 3 exons. Gene Ontology annotation, cellular component: membrane. Lineage: Eukaryota; Metazoa; Chordata; Mammalia; Diprotodontia; Vombatidae. The record is from RefSeq and is a predicted model, not a curated record. Gene Ontology annotation, molecular function: voltage-gated chloride channel activity.
AAUUGAAGGUUAUUUUAUCUGGUGUAGUCCUGGAGGAUUACUUGGACAUCAAGAACUUUGGGGCUAAAGUGGUGGGCCUCACCUGCACCCUGGCAUCUGGCAGCACCAUCUUUCUUGGAAAAGUGGGCCCCUUCAUACAUAUUAGCUGCAUGCUUGCUGCCUACCUGGGCAAGGUUCGAGUUUCAGCCCUUGGAGAAUAUGAGAACAAGAUCAAGCAGAAUGAGCUGUUGGUGGCUGGAGCAGCAGUGGGUGUGGCCACUGUCUUUGGGGCACCCAUCAGUG